Kluyveromyces lactis is the source of this 168-nucleotide messenger RNA. RefSeq lists its product as uncharacterized. Bases 1 to 168 code for a protein of 55 amino acids. The record is from RefSeq and is a predicted model, not a curated record. Lineage: Eukaryota; Fungi; Ascomycota; Saccharomycetes; Saccharomycetales; Saccharomycetaceae. The transcript has a single exon.
AUGGCUCUAAUGACUGCUAUCGGUAUGGGUUCUUUGUACGUUGCAAAGGGUCAAAUGGAUGAAAGAAAGGCGGGACAUGCCAAGGGUUCUGCCAAAUCUUGGGAAGAAAUCGCCGAAGAGCAUGGAAUCGAAACGAAGAAGUCCGGUUCUGCCGUUGAAACUAAAUGA